Molecule: messenger RNA, 1275 nt
Organism: Corylus avellana
Lineage: Eukaryota; Viridiplantae; Streptophyta; Magnoliopsida; Fagales; Betulaceae
Source: RefSeq, a predicted model, not a curated record
AUGCAUUAUGAAACCCUCAUGACCGAGGAAAAUAAGGUGUUGUACCUGUGGACCCCUGCACCUGCGAGGGUAGUGGAAGCUGCUCCACCGAGAGUACCACCUGCCGAGGUGCCGAGAAGAUCGAUUGCCGAGCCUACCGAGCUUCCAAGAAGAAAAGCCAUCAGAGUUAAGGAGCCCUCUAAAGGGAAAGGCAAAAGAAAAGCCGAGGAAGCCUUUUCGAAGAAACCCUCGGCAAGACCCCCAAUCGUUGCUAGAGUUUCUCUGGCGAUUGUUGACAAGCCUGAAGACCCUAAUAUUCCUUCUUUGGAGAAGAAGAAAAUGAAGAAGAAGAAGAAAACCGAGGGUAAUUCACAGGCAGCACAACCGGUUGUUGACUUGGAGGCAAAGGAGAAUGAGGCACAUCCGGUCCUUGAUGUAACGGGGUUAGUACCUGGUGCUAUUCUCGAAAAAGAAAGAGCUAGGGUGAUAAGUGAUUCGAGGGCACAUGAAAAGACAACUCCUGAGGUAGAAGCGCUUGCUCCUCAUGUUAGAGCAUAUACCGAGGUUCUCAAUGGAGUUAGGGAGUUUUUAGGCAAACAGGAUACUUCGGCCCGAGAUGUUCUUCUUGCCAACCGACCUCCUCGAUCAUCCUCUCAUACACCAGUUAGAGCCGGACCUUCCUCCUCCGAGGCUUUAGAGGUCGAACCACUCUCAGCGGUUCUUCUUUCUUCAACUCCUACCGAAGUUGUGCACCCGAGUGCUUCUAAUUCCGAGGAAGAGGAACCGGUGGAUGUUGGUCAGAUCCUUAAGGAUCUUGCUUCGAACAUGCCAAUUGUAGAGCCACUAGCAGUGAUCUUCCCAAGGCAAACUGAAGCAAAAAGUUCGUCCCUACACCCUGAGGUUGCAAGUACCGAGCCUGUGGUUGCUGAAUUUACAGGCAGUGGACCUAAGGUUAAGGAACCAGUUACUACUGAACCCUCGGCCACCGAGCCUACUAAUGAUGUGCCAAUAAUUACAGAGCCCAUGGCUACCGAGCAUAUAGUUGUUGAAGAGGGGGCCGGUGUUUGUGAGGAUAUUGAGCAGCUGGAUGCUGACCCUACUACAACUGCUAAUGAAGCCGAAGGAGAAUCAGCUAACCUCGGAGGUUCAUCUCAACUACCGAGAGAUAGUCCUUCGAAUGAACCUGCACAGACUCCUACCGAGACUUUACGACCAGCUAGUCCAUCAGUAGACCGCACGCCUGACCCGAUUACUUGGUCAUUUGGGGAGCCUCUAACUCGGCUGGGUGACAACUAG